AUGGCAUCAGCGGUAGGGGGCGGCAUUGACGGAGCAGCGGGGACGACCAAGAAGAAGAAGAGAAUCUCCGACUGCCUCGUCGACAGCGACGGCGGAGACGAGGUGGCGGUGGACGCCGCCAUGCCGCCCUCGCCGCCUUCCCCCGGGACGCCGCGGCUGCGCAUCCCGAUGUUCACCUGCGCGCGGCUCCGGUUCGUCAGGCUCGGCAGGAAAGGCGGCGGCGGGCGGAAGGAUCAGGUCGCCGCCGAGAAGAGCGAGGCCGCGUCGACCGACUCCUCAGCAGCAGGAUGGAAAGCGGCGACCAGCGGUGCGUCAUCGACGGAAGCGGCCGGCAUGGGGCUGAGCCUGCUGUUCCUCCUCGCCAAGACCUGCGUCGAGCUAAACAAGAUGGCCGAGGUGCGCGCGGAGAUGGAGGGGCUCCUACGGGAGAUGAGGGACCAGCUGGUGGUCAGGACGACGAAGGUCGCCACGACGACUGAUUCGCCGUGCCAGUGCCACGCUUCGUCCAGUACGCGCACGGACGGCCAAGGCGCCGGCGCCACCUCUUCAUCUUCUCCCGAACCGGCGCGUCGCCGCCAUUUCCGUCGUGAUAGGCGUGCUGGACGGAAACGAAGAGACGGGCCGUUCUACGCGCUGACAGGAAACCCGCUGUUCGACCUCGACCGAGAGCCGUGUGGCCAUGCUGCCGCCUCCUCGUCUGCCAUGGAGACCGCGAGCGGCGCGAGCGAGACGUCGUCUGAAGUGGAGAACCCUACGAGCUCGAUGGCCGUGGAUGUCGCUGGGGCGCAGUUGCAGCUCAACUGCCGCACCGAGCAAGGAACACCCGAGUCGUCGGACGGGGAGUCGUUCAUCGAGCUGGACGGGGGAUUCGGAGCUGGAGCCGGGAGAGGCGGCUACAGUGCGAGGCGAAGGCGAGAUUCAGAGGAUGGACACGAGGAGGAGGAGCGCGGUGACGAGGGAGUGCCGGCAGUGGAGCUGGAGAGGCGGCUGCAGGAGCUCCUGCACCGGAGGAGCCGGGAGCGGAUCGAGGAGCUGGAGGCGUCGCUGAGGCGCGCGGAGAGAAAGGUCAUGGAGAAGGAGAUGGAGGCGCGGCUGUGGAAGGACACCGCGAAGCUGGCGCUGCAGCCGGGCACGCGCGGCGGUACGGGGCAGUGA
Triticum turgidum subsp. durum (durum wheat) is the source of this 1155-nucleotide messenger RNA. NCBI's taxonomy places the organism in Eukaryota, Viridiplantae, Streptophyta, Magnoliopsida, Poales, Poaceae. The record is from the annotation of a GenBank genome assembly.